ACUUCCCACGAGUCCCCCCUAAACCCUCGCCCAUUUUCUCUGGAUCCGCCCCGAGAGAAAACGUAUUUACCUUUUUCCGUCAACAAGCAACACAUGAAGGUCCUCUGGCUGCUCGGCCUCACUCGCACCAGCUGAUCUCUGUUUGAUUUAUUUGUGUAAAGACCCAAGUUCAAGAUGGUGUUAGCCGACUUGGGCCGCAAGAUCACUUCGGCCCUCAAGUCCCUCAACAAUGCCACAAUCAUCAACGAGGACGUCCUCAAUGACCUCCUCAAGGAGAUUUGCUUGGCUCUGCUUGAGUCUGACGUCAACAUCAGGCUCGUCAAACAGCUGCGAGAAAAUGUCAAGGCGACCAUCGAUUUUGAUGAGAUGGCCGGGGGGCUAAACAAGCGUCGCAUGAUCCAGACCACAGUGUUCAAGGAGCUCGUGAAGCUUGUAGACCCAGGAGUUAAACCAUAUGUGCCAAGCAAAGGAAGAUCGAAUGUGAUUAUGUUUGUCGGUCUGCAGGGUUCAGGUAAAACCACAACAUGUACAAAGCUUGCAUACUACUACAUGAAGAAGGGUUGGAAAACGUGUCUUGUCUGCGCUGAUACCUUCCGAGCUGGUGCCUUCGAUCAGGUUAAGCAGAAUUGUACCAAGGCUCGAAUUCCUUUCUAUGGCAGUUACACUGAAGUUGAUCCUGUAGUCAUUGCUAUGGAUGGUGUGGAACAGUUUAAGAAUGAAAAUUUUGAAAUCAUCAUCAUUGAUACUUCCGGAAGACAUAAACAAGAAGAUUCACUGUUUGAAGAGAUGUUGCAGAUUUCUAAUGCCUGUAAACCCGACAAUAUUAUCUUCGUCAUGGAUGCCAGUAUAGGUCAAGCUUGCGAGUCUCAAGCCCGUGCCUUCAAGGAUAAGGUCGACGUCGGUUCUGUCAUCAUCACCAAGCUCGACGGUCACGCCAAGGGUGGUGGAGCUCUCUCAGCUGUGGCGGCCACUCAGUCCCCCAUUGUAUUCAUAGGUACUGGUGAACAUAUUGACAACUUUGAAGAAUUCAAAACCAAACCUUUCAUUUCUAAGCUCUUAGGAAUGGGUGACAUAGAAGGACUUAUAGAAAAGGUUAACGAUCUAAAGCUAGAAGAUAAUGAAGCACUGAUAAAGAAACUGCAGCAUGGUCACUUCACACUCCGCGACAUGUACGAACAGUUCCAGAACGUGAGAAAGAUGGGACCAAUGUCACAGAUUAUGGGUAUGUUGCCAGGGUUUAGCACAGACUUCUUGACGAAAGGUGGAGAGCAGGAGAGUAUGGCACGGCUGAAGAGACUUAUGACGAUCAUGGACAGUAUGACUGAUGAAGAAUUGGACAGCUUGGACGGAAACAAGCUGUUCCAGAAACAGGUUGAGCGCAUCAGCAGAGUGGCCCGAGGAGCUGGCGUGAUGGAGAUCGAAGUCAAGGACCUCCUGACCCAGUACGCCAAGUUUGCACAGAUGGUCAAGAAAAUGGGUGGAAUGAAGGGUCUCUUCAAAGGUGGAGAUAUGUCCAAGAACAUCAACCAAGUCCAGAUGAACCAGCUGAACCAGCAGAUGGCCAAGAUGAUGGAUCCGCGCGUCUUGCAGCAAAUGGGAGGCUUCAAGGGUCUAGAGAACAUGAUGAAGCAACUGCAACAGGGUGGAGGGCCAAUGGGAAUGGGCAAAAAUCCUUUUAAGUGAUAGAUUCAUUAACCUUUUUUUUUUUUUUUUUUCUAAGAACUUUGUGGGGUUUACAGAUACGAGGUAUAUUUACACUCGGUUUUGUAGUGUUUAUACCAGUGGGCAGUUCCUUUAACAUGGAUUGUUGAAUAUUAAUUAUGUUAUUAUUUUGUCAGAGUCUCUCUUUAUAUUUUGUAAAUUAUGAUUUUAUAAUUAUUAGUUUUCAUUAUUUCAGUUGUUUAUAUUAUUUGUACUAAUAAAUCAAACACAAUUUAUAAUCUGCAAAUAAAAAUUAUGGGAUGUUUGCA
Penaeus chinensis is the source of this 1970-nucleotide messenger RNA. RefSeq names its product signal recognition particle 54 kDa protein-like (gene Srp54k). The record is from RefSeq and is a predicted model, not a curated record. The transcript is spliced from 11 exons. The coding region runs from base 175 to 1683 and encodes 502 amino acids. Gene Ontology annotation, biological process: SRP-dependent cotranslational protein targeting to membrane, translocation; SRP-dependent cotranslational protein targeting to membrane. Gene Ontology annotation, cellular component: cytosol; signal recognition particle, endoplasmic reticulum targeting. NCBI's taxonomy places the organism in Eukaryota, Metazoa, Arthropoda, Malacostraca, Decapoda, Penaeidae. Gene Ontology annotation, molecular function: endoplasmic reticulum signal sequence receptor activity; ATP hydrolysis activity; 7S RNA binding.